Messenger RNA from Manduca sexta (tobacco hornworm), 1758 nucleotides. RefSeq names its product phenoloxidase-activating factor 2-like. The record is from RefSeq and is a predicted model, not a curated record. Gene Ontology annotation, biological process: proteolysis. The coding region runs from base 301 to 1554 and encodes 417 amino acids. The transcript has 9 exons. Gene Ontology annotation, molecular function: serine-type endopeptidase activity. Lineage: Eukaryota; Metazoa; Arthropoda; Insecta; Lepidoptera; Sphingidae.
AGUGUCUGGCGAAAAACCAAAAGUCCCCGUGCAAUACGGACAACCCCAUAACAGUAUACGACUACUGGGUUUUUAUUUCUAGUAACGCUUAAAUAUGCUGCGGGGAAACCAUUUCUGAUGUUAAAAUAAUCGUCAUUUUUCCUUGUAACAUCUUUGAGUGUCAGUUUUACUUGUAUGGUCACUGGCCAGUGAACAGUGUGAGGGCAGCUCUGACGGCCGGCACACGUGUGCCUUAUCUACAGGAACUUUAACUUAACAGUGUUUUUGUGUUAAUAUGCUAAAAUAAUUCAACAACACAAGAUGUACAAAACGCUGCCAUUGUUCGCCUUGUUGGCGUGCGCCUGCGCACAGUCCGGAGAUCUGGAGGCUAUCAUCCACGAGAUAUUCAACGUUCCCGCCUCCGGCACCACGACGCAAGCCUCUAUAGUCAACAGAGCGCCAUCGACCGUGGUGCCCAGCGUUCCACAAGCGAAUGCGACCGACUUGUCGUGCACACUGGACGACGGACAGGUGGGCGAGUGUGUCACCUACUACUUGUGCAACACCAGCAACAACACCAUCAUCACCGACGGCACCGGGGUCAUCGACAUUCGUUUCCGCGACGGUCCCUGUCAGUCGUACAUCGACACAUGCUGCCUGGUGCCCGAGAAGAGGCCGGAGACCGACCCCAUCAUACCCAAGCCAGACCCCGUCAAACCCGAGCGUCAAGGCUGUGGCUGGCGCAACCCUGAGGGAGUAGCCGUCCGCACCACCGGCGACACCGACGGCGAGACCAAGUUCGGAGAGUUCCCCUGGAUGGUCGCGAUUCUUAAGAUCGAACCGGUGAACGAAAAUGAGCCAGACGGCCAGAAGCUGAACGUGUACGUCGGCGGCGGAUCGCUAAUCCACCCGAGCGUGGUGCUGACGGCGGCGCAUUAUGUUGCGUCCGGGCCGCAGCUGCGUGUGCGCGCCGGCGAGUGGGAUACACAACACGCCAAGGAGCCAUAUCCUUACCAGGACCGCGAUGUCUCCCGGAUUGUCGUUCACAAGGACUUUAAUAAAGGCAACCUGUUCUACGACGUGGCGCUGCUGUUCCUCAAUUCGCCGAUGGAUCUGGCGCCCAACGUGGGACUGGCGUGCCUGCCGAAGGCCCGCGAACGCGCCACUGCCGGCACGCGCUGCUUCGCCUCGGGUUGGGGCAAGGACAAGUUCGGCAAAGAUGGUCGCUACCAGGUUAUAUUGAAAAAGAUUGAAGUGCCUGUGGUGGACCGCAACACGUGCCGUGACCAACUGCGCAAGACUCGGCUGGGGCGGUACUUCGAGCUGCACUCGUCGUUCAUGUGCGCGGGCGGCGAACCCGGCCGCGACACCUGCAAGGGAGACGGCGGCUCCCCGCUCGUCUGUCCCAGCGAGUACGAGAAGGAUCGUUACGUGCAGAACGGUAUCGUGGCGUGGGGCAUCGGGUGCGGCGAGGACGGCACCCCCGGCGUGUACGUGGACGUGGCCAACGUGCGGGAGUGGAUCGACGGCAUUCUCCUAGGCGUUAACUACGACGUUUCGGUUUACGAACUCUAAGACCAAACGCGGGAGUUCAGAUUCGUUUUCAAUUCUCAAGAUGAGUUCCCUUUACAAACCAUUAUCCAAAAUGUUUUGUGAUUAGUUAAAUGGUAUGGAGUCAUUGAUGGCCCACUUUCUUUUAUAUUCGUUUCAUAAAUUGAUAGUAGAAAAGCCUUUGAUUAAAUUGUAACUUAUAUAAUAAUAAAGGAAGUACCAAAAAAA